AUGAGAGCUCCGUCAGCCUCCUUACUGCGAGGAGCAUUCCGCCUCCUCUCAACCUCUCCCCCUGUUCCGCGCAAGCAAAGCCUUCGCACCUUGCGCGCCUCCUACAACAAAGGUGAGCCAAUCACCGUUCUUACGGCUUACGACUAUCCGUCUGCGCUCCACGCCGAUCUAGCCGGCGUCCAGUGCGUCCUUGUCGGUGAUUCCGUCGGCAUGGUAGUCUUGGGGCACAGAACUACGCAGCCCGUCACCAUCGCGGACAUGAUUCACCACACUCGUGCCGCACGCCGUGGCGUUGCAUCCGCUUUGCUUGUUGCAGACCUCCCCUUUGGUUCCUAUGAGCGUUCUCCGGCCCAGGCAGUAGACACCGCCCUUCAAAUUAUCAAGGAAACUGGUGCAGACGCUGUUAAAUUGGAAGGGGGCGUGUCAAGACAGAAAUCAAUCGCAGCUAUCGCUGACGCCGGCAUAGCUGUCUUCGGUCAUGUCGGCCUCAUGCCACAAGCGGUAUCCAACCUUGGUGGCUUCCGAGCCAUGGGGAGGACCAGCAAAGAGGCUAUCUGCGUUUUGGAUGAUGCACGCGCUGUACAGGACGCGGGUGCGUUUGCGCUCGUCGUCGAAUGCGUUCCGAAUCGCGUCGCUGAUGUCGUUACCAAGGCGUUGGACAUUCCAACCAUUGGCAUUGGCAGUGGCAACGCCUGCAGUGGACAAGUGCUCGUGUAUCACGACAUGCUCGGCAUCUUGAACCAUCCACAUCACGCAAAAGUCGCCCCAAAGUUUUCAAAACAAUUCGCGGGGCUCGCCUCCCAUAUACAUGAGGCCAUACUUCAAUAUUGCAGCGAAGUUAAACAACGUGACUUUCCCGAUAAACUGCACUCCCCGUACAGAAUCCCGGACGAAGAGUUCGAGCAGUUUCUGCACGACGCAGACAAGUCUUUGCUCAAAAACCUCAGAGGCAGGCAAACAAAAGGAGCAGAAACAGAAAGUGGCAAGCAUGGAGGCUCUGAAGCCACGGACGGGAUCUCUCUCUACUAA
Molecule: messenger RNA, 1029 nt
Organism: Chondrus crispus (carragheen)
Lineage: Eukaryota; Rhodophyta; Florideophyceae; Gigartinales; Gigartinaceae
Exons: 1
Coding region: 1-1029 (342 amino acids)
Biological process (GO): pantothenate biosynthetic process
Cellular component (GO): mitochondrion
Molecular function (GO): 3-methyl-2-oxobutanoate hydroxymethyltransferase activity; magnesium ion binding
Source: RefSeq, a predicted model, not a curated record